This is a messenger RNA of Stegostoma tigrinum, 5636 nucleotides long. It is a transcript of the gene parvb, whose product is annotated as parvin, beta. Gene Ontology annotation, molecular function: actin binding. Gene Ontology annotation, cellular component: actin cytoskeleton; cytoplasm; focal adhesion. Bases 116 to 1216 code for a protein of 366 amino acids. The transcript is spliced from 13 exons. Gene Ontology annotation, biological process: establishment or maintenance of cell polarity; substrate adhesion-dependent cell spreading; lamellipodium assembly. The record is from RefSeq and is a predicted model, not a curated record. Lineage: Eukaryota; Metazoa; Chordata; Chondrichthyes; Orectolobiformes; Stegostomatidae.
AAUGUGGGACCGUUUAAGGGGAAGGUGGCGGUGAGCCACAUCCUGUGGCUGCGGCUGCGGCUCCGGCUCCGGCUCGGGUUCCUCGAGACGAACCGCAGUAUUGGCCACCGGAGGAAUGGCUACCACACCGAUAAGGUCACAGAAUGUGCAGCAAGCAGGCAGGAUGAAGAAGGACGAAUCGUUCUUGGGAAAGCUGGGAGGAACCUUGGUGAGGAAGAAAAAGGCUAAAGAAGUGAGUGACCUACAGGAAGAAGGUAAAAAUGCCAUCAAUACUCCAUUGUCUCCAACACCUACUGAUAUUCAUCCAGAGGACACAAUGCUAGAGGAAAAUGAAGAAAGAACAAUGAUUGAACCAAAUUCCAAGGAGGAGGCCAAAUUCAAAGAACUCAUAAAGGUUCUCAUUGACUGGAUUAAUGAUGUACUUGUAGAAGAAAGAAUAAUAGUGAAAAGUCUGGAAGAAGAUUUGUAUGACGGACAGGUUCUGCAGAAAUUGUUAGAGAAACUUGCAAAUCGUAAACUCAAUGUCGCAGAAGUGACACAGUCAGAAAUAGGGCAGAAGCAGAAACUUCAGACUGUGUUGGAAACUGUGAAUGACCUGCUUCGACCUCAAGGCUGGGCAAUAAAAUGGAGCGUUGAUUCAAUUCACACAAAAAGCAUGGUGGCUAUUCUUCACCUUCUCGUGGCUUUAGCUAUGCACUUCCGAGCCCCCAUCAGAUUGCCAGAGCAUGUCUCCGUGCAAGUGGUGGUUGUAAGGAAGCGGGAGGGCAUACUGCAAACAUCGCAUGUUACAGAGGAGUUUACCAGCACAACAGAGAUGAUGAUGGGGAGAUUUGAGCGGGAUGCUUUCGAUACACUGUUUGACCAUGCACCUGAUAAGCUCAAUGUUGUUAAGAAGUCACUUAUUACAUUUGUGAAUAAACAUCUAAACAAACUUAACUUGGAGGUGACAGAACUGGAGACACAGUUUGCAGAUGGUGUGUACUUGGUGUUGCUUAUGGGACUUCUUGAAGAUUACUUUGUUCCUCUCUACAACUUCUAUCUGACACCAGAAAGUUUUGAACAGAAGGCUCACAAUGUAGCAUUUUCCUUUGACCUUAUGCAGGAUGGCGGACUUAAGAAACCAAAGGCUCGCCCAGAAGAUAUUGUAAACCUGGACUUGAAGUCAACUCUGAGAGUGCUUUACAAUUUAUUCACGAAAUACAAGAAUGUGGAGUAAUUGCUGGAAUAAUCAAGACAUUCUAGAAGAAACGUCUCUGAGCAGUUAACCAGAAAUGACUCCCCUACACCUGUGCCUUGCCAAGUUGACAACACAGUAUUAGUUUCUUUUGGAUUUUCUAAAUAUGGAAUAUGCUAGUUUGUAAUUUGUUUUUAUAUGUACAGUAGUCUAUCCAUCCAGGACCAUUUCUUUCUUCCCUUAAAGCCAUUUUGGUAUUUAACUCAAUGUACCCAUCCUGCUUUAAGUACUACAGUUACAAUGUUGUCUGUUAGAUUCCGUGGCACCUGACCAUUUUGUUUCCUGUGUUUUGUUUUAUGCUGUAUUGUAGUAUGAAUUUUGAUACACCAUGUAUGUCACCUGACUGUUUGACACCAUGUUACAUUGAGGAUAGAGUAUAUCAUUUGAUUGCCUUGUGACUUCUUGAGGAUUGAGCAGUCUCUCACCUUUCCAGGACUAGAGCCUCUUCCUGGAAUAGACAGUAGUGUCUGUAUGUGAAGAUACCAGUUGGGAUUGGUGAAUGAUUUCCAACUCGGCAACAUCUAAUUGCCUUUAAAAAUUAAUAGGUGUAAAUCAUUACUUGUGCUGCAGUGUUGCUUUCUUCAAAGGACUGUUGUGGUGCAGUGGUAGAAUCCCUAUAUUUCUGAGUCAGGACACCCAGGUUCAAGUCUCACCUGUUCUGAAGUGUGUAGUGACAAUUCUUAACAGGUUGAUUAGAAAAUAUAUUUUCUUCUCCGGGAGUUCUUCUAUGCUGUGUUAGUCUCCGACCUCUGAGCCUCAGAGCUCAAGUUGCACCUGCUCCAGAGGUGUGUAAUGACAUCGCUGAACAGGUUGAUUAGAAAAUAUCUACUGUUUUCUUUGAAAAUUAUCCUAUUUGUUUACUCCCAUGAUGUCAUCAGUUGGAAUGUGGCAAAUAAUGCCACUAUUGUAUUGUUCAUUCGCUGUGCUAUAUUUUGUAAUAGUCCGCUUGAGUCCUUACAGUCAAAAGGAUGGGUUUCUACUUCCUUUUAAGGCUUUACCAAUAACAUUGAGAGAUACACAUCUUGCACUUUUCUCCUGGGCUCAAAUGUCUCAGUGCAGCUGAGAUUUGAGAAUUCAGUGAAGCAGCCACUUGCAUCUCUGUACAAUGCUGCAGCAUCACUCCAAGCAGAGAUUCAUCAUUAUUGGAAUUCUACAAUGAGAGAUUAGGUCAAUAUAAUUAAUGUAACAUGACAGUUCUUAUAAAUUUGUUAGGAAGAGGCUUUACAAAGAUAGAGUUUCAUCUGCUUUUGUAAUCUCUCUAAUUCUUAGGAAGAUGGGCAUAGCAACAAAGGAUUAGGAAGCAAGUGGCAAAUAGUUAGGUUGAAAAGCUGUCAUCAAAAUUAAUGGAAGGAAAUAAUGCAACAAAAAUAAUGACUUUCUUAAAGGGACUGUCCUUCUUUAAAUGGUCAGCAUUCAUAACACACAUUGAUCCAGAAAAGUACCCUAGGUUUUUACUGCAACAUUCUAAAUUACGAUCCUUAAUAUGUUUUGACAAUUGGUCAUUAAGUGUAGAUACAUAAAAGGCAGAGUUAGGUUAAAUAUUUAUUAUGUAUCAGUACACAUAGCUGGUUGAGUAAACAAUAUUUUCUCUUUCCUUCUUACUGUUGAAGAAAAUCAAAAUGUUGGGUUGGAGAUUGAAAUGUUAAUGACUCCUUCAAUCUAAUGGUGGCACUGUAGCACAAAUAGACAGUAAGGUACAAGUGAGCCCUAACAAUAUGACUGAAGCAUUUCUGCUUUCAAACAUUUGUCACUCUGACAACUACUGAAUAUCAGGGUGCUGGGGUAUCUGGAAGCAAAAUUCCUACUUUUGCCAGAAAUAUUUUGAAAGUUGUUUUAGAAUUGGAGAAUGAGCAGGGCCUAGUGCAACUAAUUAUGUGAUGGACUUACUUGAGAUGACAGAUUCAUCAAGUCAAAAUUGAUUUUAAUGGAACAAAGUUAACCUGAGUACAGAAUGAGAAUUUUUUGAUAAAAUUGUUGGUGGAAGAAAUCCACCCCCUGCCCUGUAGGAACAUAAUCAUGUUACCUACUCACCCUGAGGCAGCAUUGGGGCAGUUUAACCUGUCUAAUUACUUAGGGCCUUGAGCUAGAGGAUUUACACUUCCUCUUUGCUGACUCAUAAUGCAGGGUACAUGUAAAUGCCUGCAGAAGUCUGACCUCAGUGCUUAUUUCUCAUCUAGUUUAUUCACCCUCUCUCAAAUCCUUACAAACGGCACAUGAAAUGGGAACCAUGCAAAUCAAACUCGUUAAUGGUACAAGAGUAUUUUUUAGGAAACAUUGCAAAGCAUAUGUGGGAACAGUUCUAUUUUGCUGUUUUUUUACUUAAUGAUUACAUCAAACUGUUUUCUGUUAGAUUCUAAUUUGCAAUUGUAAUAUUAUAAAUAUAAUGCAAUUAUAUUUGAGAGAUGAACAGACAGCAGAAUAAUCAUGUACCGUAACUGGCACUUGAGCAGUGGAAAGAGUUUGCACACAGUUCAGUUUUUUUUCCCUGAUAUUUACACACAGUUGCACACAGUUAUUUGUUUUGCCAUCACGGCAAUUUAUAAACUCUGAACUAUUUUUUUUUCAUGAUCUUUACUAUUUAUUAAACCGAUGAAUUUCAUAGUAUUUUGUUAGUGCAUGAUAUCAUCGACAAAGGUGCUAGUUAGAUGUAACCAGAAGCCAGUUUGGUUAUAACUUGCAGUGUCAAGCAGUAAUUUACUUGAAACAUAUUUCUUUUAAUAGAAAAGUGUACUAUUAGCUGCAAUUCCUCAUAAACUGGUGAUAAUUUUACAGUGAUGCAGUCACUGACAAGUAUAACAUGAAGAAUCUCACACAUGGACCUGUAAGUUCCUUUUGCACUGAAUUGCCUUAGACAACAGUGUGAUUUUCUUCUAUCAGCUUGCAAGAUUAUAAAUGAUUCAAUGUUAUCAGUUUUUUAUAUUAUGUAAGUCAUCUGAAUUGUAUUUACUGUGAAUAAGACACAAAACACCAGCAGGUUUCCAUCUGGUAGAUCAAUCUCUAAAGAGCUCAUAUUCAAUUUUCCAUAAUGCCCUACUCACGCAUACCCCUUGAGAUUGCUGAUCUGCAUUGAUUCCUUGUCACCCAAUGUCUCCAAUUUAACUUCUUCCUUUUAUUUAAAUCCCUCAGUGUCCGUGCCACUCCAUAGUUUUGUAGCUGCCUAAAGUACUUCACCAAGGCUUCUCUUCCCAUUGAGCUCUGUAGUCUUACGAAUUUGACCUUUUGUGCAUUUUCCCUUCUCUAGUCUUCACUUCUGCGCUAUCCCCAUUAUCUUAGUGCCUUUAGCUGCCUAUCUUCAACAAUUUGGAAUGCCCAUUCUAUAUCCUAUGUAGCCUGUACUAUUAACAUGCAUUCUAUUAACAAGUAGAGGACAAAGAUUUUGUCAUGUCAUCACCAUUAUCAUGGUGUCAGUUUAAUUUGAGGAGUAAGCAUCUUGGGAUAUUUACAUGUGACAGAUUUUUCUUACUUGUUACCCAAGCUUGGUUAUUAUCCCAACUUGUUGCAGAUUGGAACGGGCUGCUUUAAUAUUGGAAGAGAUUGAUCCUGAAUACCAUGGGAUCAUCAGUGAUGAGCCCUGUCCUGACUUCAUAAAGACAGAUUGUCCCUUAAUGUAACAGCUAAUGUUCGUGUCCAGAAGGCUUCCCUGAUGAAUUGUUAACCCAAUGUGAGUUUUCCUUCCCAUUACCAACAUUCUUCUGUGCCUUCUACUCUUAAACUAUCUUAAGUGUUUUCCUUUAAUUCCAUUAACUCUAAUUUGGCCAGGCUUCUUUGUGCUGUGUUUGUUUGAUUACUGCCUGUACACCUAUUUCUGCCUAUCUUCUAGGUUUCCUUUUCUCUGGGGUGAUGUGUAAUGUUAGGACAUUCAUCCGGAUUAUGCCUCUGGCUUGAUUGACAGACAUCAGAAUGGAUCAAGCUACCAUGUUGCUUCCCUACUCCUAGCAUGUAAGAACAAGAUCACUGUUAGCUGAAUUAAUCUGAGUCAUGUUGCUUUAGCUGUAACAUGACCGAAUUUCUUCAGAACAUCCUCUGCAAUAAAGUUAGUUAAAUGUUUACUGACGUACAAUGUGUUCUUCAGGAAUAUGGAGAAUGUUAUAAAUCUCACCAGUAUUUAAGCUUGAAAUUAUCAGAUUGCAAUCUUCUGAUCAAGUCAAUCAAAUCACUGAUUUUAUAGUGCAUAAAACUUAAAGUUACAGUUGUAUGCUGCAGUUUCAUCUUUUUGUCACUUGGAACUGGCUGAUAUUGAAAAUUGCAGCAAAAUGAGGCCCAAGAAUCUGAUCUUAAAUUCAAAUGAAGUUUUGACUUUACUUUACAACGUACGGAAACAUUUUGAUUAUUUGGAUUUUCUUUAUGCUCCAUUGGGCAGUGUCAGUUCUAAUUCAACUGAUCCGCCGCGCCCCCCCCCCCC